UACCAAACCAAUUGCUUAGCUAAAUUCACAUAAAAAAUGGCAGUUGAGAGAUUUGAUGUCGUGGUGGUCGGAACAGGUUGGAAUGGCCUCAUAUCUGCCAAGACUUACCUCGACUUCAAACCGAGUGCUAAGCUCGUCCUCGUUGACGACCAGGCGUCAAUCGGCGGAGUGUGGAACAAGGAAAAGAUCUACCCAUCAUUGUAUGCUCAAAUAAAGUUUGGGCUUUUUGAAUACUCCUUCUAUCCGAUGCGCCGAGAAGGCAUCACGAAUGACGGAUACAUUUCUGGAGAGACAAUCAACCAGUACCUUGUCGAUUUCGCUCGCGAUUACGAUCUCACGCGGAGAGUACGGCUGAACAGCAAGGUAAUAAAGGUGGAUCGUGUACCAAAGAGUGGAGAGUGGCAGGUCGAUAUCGAGGGCGGCCCUUCCAUUAAGUGUGCUAAGCUCAUCUACGCCUCCGGGGCGACUUCGCAUCCCGUCGUGCCAUCCUGGCCGCAAUCAGCAGAAUUCACGACCCCAAUCAUCCAUUCCUCGGCCGUCGGCACGCACUUGGACCAGCUAUCCGGCAUAAAAAGAGCCGUUGUGGUAGGCGCCGCCAAGUCAGCGUACGACACGGUCUUUCUGUUGUUGUCAAACGGCGUUAAGGUGGACUGGGUCAUCCGCGAAGAUGGAUCUGGGCCAAUGGCCAUCAUGCCGCCCACUCUCUUCGGCUUCCUUAACUCCAUGGACGUCAUCUCCACAAGGGUCAUGGCAGCAUUCGGCGCCAGUAUCAUGAAAACCAGAGGGCUCGCCUAUCACUUCCUCCAGAGAACGCGGGUUGGCCGAGCGGUCGGAGACCUUUUCUGGAGAGGCGUGACGCUUCUCGCCGACAUGCAUGCUGGAUACUCCAGGACACCCAACACGGAGAAUCUCAGGCCAUUACCGCGUGGAAAGGGUAUAUUCUGGGCCAACGCUGGUCUCGGUUGCGCCAGCGUCCCGAAUUUCUGGAACGUCGUCCACGCGGGCGACUGCAAGAUCCACCGCACGGAAAUCGACUCUCUCGGCGGGACCAGCACCGUCACUCUCCGCAACGGCGAGCGCCUCGAGACGGACUAUCUCAUCCUCUGCACUGGCUUCGACAAGUCCUACCACCCUUUCAGUCCGUCGCUGCAGCACCAGUGCGGGCUGGCGCCAGGCCCGGCCGAUGCAGACAAGUGGGCGGUGCUGGAGGCGGCCGCCGAGGACACGGUCGACAUGCUGCUGCCGACCCUCCGCAACGCACCGGUUCCGAAGUCCGUGCAUGAGGCGAGGCGCGAGGUGCACGAGACCACCGCUGGGGACUCGCAGCCGAGGAAAUUGCUCCACGGCCCCAGCCGCCACUACCGCCGGCUGGUCGUGCCCGAGCUUGCUGCUGCUGGCGACAGAUCCGUGUAUUUCCCGGGCUUCAUACACUCCAUCUACACGCCGUUGGUAUCAGAGGUGCAGGCGCUGUGGGGUGUGGCCUUCUUGCUGGAUCUAGUGGACGUCCCAUCGAGGGACCUCAUGGAGACGGAAGUUGCAGAGUGGAAUGUCUGGUGCCGAAAGAGGUACCUUGCCCAAGGCAGGAAGCAUGCAUAUGCCAUCUUUGAUUUCUUGUCUUACAUAGAUACCUUGCUGGAGGACCUAGGCAUCAAUAUUGUGCGCAGGCGUAACCCUCUUACGGAACUGUUCAUGCCUGUGUAUCCACGCAACUACCGUGGUUUAAUCGACGAGUUCCGUGCUGCAUUAGCCCGGAAGCAUGGACACGACCGAAAGAGCGGGAUUAGUGAGACCACUGAGGACCUCGACUGGGAGCAGGGCUGGGGGGAGGCCGGAAAAUGACCCCUGGAUACUUCAUUUGAAUCGAGCCUCGUGACACUUCAAGUUCAACCAGAUAUCACUGCUAUUGAUGGGUGCAAACAAAGAAAAGCCACCAUUGCCGUUUGGGUAGAUCCGAUAUGUAGGACUGUGCAUACAAUCUGAGAUUUUAUUAUACCAAGA
Messenger RNA from Diaporthe batatas, 1998 nucleotides. RefSeq lists its product as uncharacterized. Bases 37 to 1839 code for a protein of 600 amino acids. The transcript is spliced from 4 exons. The record is from RefSeq and is a predicted model, not a curated record. Lineage: Eukaryota; Fungi; Ascomycota; Sordariomycetes; Diaporthales; Diaporthaceae.